Megalobrama amblycephala (Wuchang bream) is the source of this 1392-nucleotide messenger RNA. RefSeq names its product F-box only protein 44-like. Gene Ontology annotation, molecular function: protein binding; ubiquitin protein ligase activity. Gene Ontology annotation, cellular component: SCF ubiquitin ligase complex; cytoplasm. The coding region runs from base 507 to 1355 and encodes 282 amino acids. The record is from RefSeq and is a predicted model, not a curated record. The transcript has 6 exons. Gene Ontology annotation, biological process: glycoprotein catabolic process; SCF-dependent proteasomal ubiquitin-dependent protein catabolic process. NCBI's taxonomy places the organism in Eukaryota, Metazoa, Chordata, Actinopteri, Cypriniformes, Xenocyprididae.
CAAGUAUGAUGACUGUCCCUUUUGAAAAUCUGCUUAGGGCCUCGAAAAUGCUAGGUCCGGCCCUGGUGGUAGCCCAGUAGGGAAGUUUGUGAUUUCGGAUGAAGCACUCAUAAUGCCUUCGUCAGAGUUGUGGGCGAGGCUAUGACGCUUACGGUAAUAGUACUUUCGAUUUGGAAUGUGAUUAUAAGGAUUAUACUGAUUCAGCGGGUUCUGAAGUCUAGAAUGCUGCUGCUUGUGACUAGUAAUGGGAUAUCUAAUCUGAAAAGAAGUAUAUAUAAUGGAUCUGCUGAAAGCGUCAGCCGGUAGUGAGCCACUGAGUGUUGCUGCAAUAAGAGUCGUUAUCGCUCGUCUGACAUAUAACUAAUGAGAAGGCAGCUAACGUUACUAUUAUUAGCGUUUCAUUUUAUUCACUGUAACACUGUCAGACUUUGAAACGCAACUUGUUCUCACACAAGCGACGCGCAUAAGUGACAAUAGAAAUCAAAUGUCAUAUCACAUAAACAAGAAUGGCUCAUUCACAAAGCUGGCACAUUCAUGUUACUUCGAGGGACUUUGAACCCAGAUCAGACAAGUGCACAGCUCUGCAGGCAGAUGUUCCAGAUGUUCCUCUGGCUGUGGUUGAGGAGAUCCUACUGAACCUGCCUGCACAUCAGGUGGUGCGAGUCUGUCGGCUGGUGUGCCGUGAGUGGAAGGAGCUGGUGGACAGUGCCUCACACUGGAGAGAGCGCUGUCGGAGAGAGGGGAUCCAGCCCUGUGAUGCUUCCAGAACCCCAGAGGACUGGCGCCUGUUUUACUUUCUUACUAAGAAACGACGGAACUUGCUCAAGAAUCCCAGUGCUGACGAUGGACUUCAAGGCUGGAAUCUUAUACAGAAUGGUGGUGACCGCUGGGAAGCACACGGAAAUAUACGUGCAUUUCCAGACAACACCGUCACCAAAUGUUUUGUGACAUCCUAUAUGUUAUGUUUGAAGCAGCAGCUGAUUGAUUUGAAGAAAAAAGGUUAUAGUGCUGCUUUCAUGGAUCAACUGCAACCUCAUAUCAAAAUAUCAGACUGGUAUACGGCACGCUCUGAUUGUGGAAGUGAGUAUCAGAUCUGUGUAGAGUUGCUUGAUCGGAGGAAAAAAACCAUCAGGACCUUUCAGCCUGAGAAAGUUAUAUUUGACUAUGGGAACAGUGAGCCGUGGUGUCAAAUGACACACGUCUUCAAGAAUUAUGGACCUGGAGUUCGGUUUAUUCGUUUCACUCAUGGAGGGAAGGAUAGACAGCUUUGGGCAGGCCAUUAUGGAAUACGGGUCACUAACAGUAGUGUGGAGAUCUGCCCAGCUGCAGAGAGACAUGAACUGCAAAAGAGAUGAUGAAUUACUUGAAUCCAAUAAAUGAUUCCACCUCAAA